Molecule: messenger RNA, 628 nt
Organism: Neltuma alba
Lineage: Eukaryota; Viridiplantae; Streptophyta; Magnoliopsida; Fabales; Fabaceae
Exons: 2
Coding region: 244-546 (100 amino acids)
Source: RefSeq, a predicted model, not a curated record
UCUUGAUGCUAAGGAGUCAGUAUUAAAGUACGCUCUUGCCCACCAGCAACUUGAGGCCCUUGUCCAGUUAGAAUCUGGGUCAGCCCGGAAGUCGGAGCGACAUACGUGGGCGGGGUGAGUUUGAGCCGAUCAACAGAGGACACGGAGAAAGAAGUGGAGAUACAGAAAAUCGUGAAGGGAAAUUUCCAGAACCUGAAACUUUCCAAGGGAAAAGCAGUGGCGAGGACAUCUACGAAGACGAAGAUGAAGAACUGGAGGAUGGACCAAGAAGCGGAGGAGAAGGCGGCAAUAUUCGACGCCGUUCUGUACGACAACGCGACGGGUCAGGAGGUGGCAAAGGGGAAGCCGGACGGGGAAACGUGUGACGAUCCGGUUCACGGGUUGAAGAGGAGGUACGUGGGAGCGAACAGACCGUUUACGAAAACCGGGUCGGUGGUGCUGGCAGGGGACGAGUAUGGAGAAGGAGUAGGGUGGAAGCUGAACAAAGAGAUGGAAGGGAGUGUGUUGAAGUGGAGGAUAGGAGGGGAAUUUUGGGUAAGCUACUGACCAAAUCAGGCAAGGACUUCAUUUUUUGAGGCGAGGUAUGUGGAACGGUGUGACGAGGUUGAUUUGCCUCUUAUUCCUGGCA